Schistosoma turkestanicum is the source of this 2683-nucleotide messenger RNA. NCBI's taxonomy places the organism in Eukaryota, Metazoa, Platyhelminthes, Trematoda, Strigeidida, Schistosomatidae. The record is from the annotation of a GenBank genome assembly.
UCGAAAUUUUAUCAUUUUAGAGCCAUUGGUUGAUCUUCGCUUUCAUAUAAGAACGUCAAUGCAGUCGAAUCUCGCUUUUUCUGAAGAAACUAAGAUUGUUUUAUCUUCGAUCAACACACCAUCAAUAUCAGUUACUGGAGACGAUCUAUCAGUAGAUAAUCACGAUGAUGCAUUUGAGCUUCUUUUACCUGUUGUCUUAAAUAAAGAAACUUUGGAUACUCUAGAAGCUAAUAUGGGAUUAGGUGGUGGAGGUAACUGGUGGAUAGACCCAUCACGUAAUCCGAUUGAAGUAGACUCAAACGGAAACAUAGAUGAAGGUGCUAUUUUAGAUGUUGAAGCUAACUGCAAAAUAUGGUAUCGCACACCAUUUGAUCGAGAUCCAGAAUUCUGUAAUAAUUCUUAUCAUCUAUUAAACCGAUUAAACGAGUUGGCGAAAAUCAAAGGGUUAAUUGAAGAAGUCUCAUUGAAGAAACACUCGCUUACCGAUACAGGAUUCAAUGAUAGUGAUUGUCAAAUAUACCAUUCAACACUGUCUGUGAAUGGUUCUAUGGAUUUUCAAAAUUUUAUGCUGCAUCCGAGUCGUGAUCUACAGAAUAUUGAUCCACAGUUAGAUCUCCGCCGCAGUUUAAAUAGCUCAGUUGGAGAAUACUCUAAUUUGUAUGGUACAUAUGCUUUGCGUAAACAAAAUAACAACCAAAAGUUGCCUUUACGUGAAGUCUUCGAUGCUAGAACUCACGAAGUUGACAAUACUAAGUAUUCUGAAAAACACAAACCACAAUUCUCCCAAGCUGUGUAUUCAGGACUACCUCAAUUACACAAGUCCCAACAACCUCCCCAUGCAACUCCAAAUAACAAUAUUUCACCUAAUAUUGGUAACCGCAGGAUUUCCUCAAAGCCUAACGACUUUUUACUCGUUCCAGGAGCUGCUAGUAGCCCAGAUCAAAAGGCUAGCGGUCAGAAAAACUCAAUUCUUUCACGGACAUAUUCAAAGGAGCAAAUGGACUUACUGAAAGAGACGAAUGACUGCCCUCUCAACGAGUCAGUACUUAAGGCACCUUCCUUACUUUCUAGAUCUCAUGCAUUGGCCGCUUCUUUGCCAAUGUCAGAUAAUGAUUGUGAUAUAGAUGUCACUAAAAGUUUAGAUAUCUUAUCAGGAGUUAACCAGUUAUCUCAAUCCCUUUCUGCAACUGAAUUAGUUAUAAAAGGUCGCAAACUAUCUGAGAAAUUCAAUGCAUCUUACUCCAGUAUGCGGAGCUCAGAUGUAUUUGAAUUAGCUCGUCUCCAGGAAACUCACUUACGUGAACACAGUGGUAGUAGAAGUAAAUUGGAUUGUUCCAACACUUCACUUACCGAAUCGAGUUUUGGAGAUGAGAAACCUUGUAAACAUAAAAGUAGUGCCGCUGGUAGUAUUGGGCAAAAGUCAGGCAGCGGUUUAAGUUCUUGUGAAGUUAGCGCAACACAUAGUCAUGAAGAAAUUGUGAUCGAAGAGAUAAAUAAUAGGCCAGAACGUCAACAUACUAUUUUAGCGAAGGAGUAUUUCAAAGCACUAUCGAGUUCAGUAGAUUGCGAACCUGAAGUCAAUAUCACUACGGAUAUGCAUUCGAGUAUGAAUUUGGAUCAGACCGAUGUUGUUACUCCCUUCUCUAAACCGUUAAAUUCUACAUACGAUGCUCCAGACUUUAAGCGUGUCUAUGACUGGGAUUCAUCAAAAUCGCAAGUAGAUGAACUGAAAAAUCUGCGACCCGUUAUAGAUAAUAUAGAUAGUACUGUGAAUAUAGUAGAUGAUUGUACCACACAGCAAAGUAGCAUCGUGGCACACAUAUCUCAUCCAAAUAGUGAAAUGAUUAAACCUGAGGAAAAGGAAUACGAGCUUAAUACUCUUGAAUUAAACGGUUAUGCUACUGUGGUAGAAAACAAGUCAGACACUGCGUUAAUUAUGGAUCAUGACGAAUAUAAAAAACCCGAUGCAGAUUUAUCACAAACUGAGCCGAGUCUAGGAAACCCUAUACCCUCUCUGUCAGAUGUUAAAAAUCUACAAAGUCCUCCAGCAACUUGUGCAAUUACCGAACCAGUUAAAAACAACAAAAUAGCACCGUACAAACAAUCAAGUUUAAAACUUCCUUCAAAGACAUCGAUUCCUCUUUCUAAUAGAAGUGUUUCUCGUCUUCCAGUGCCAUCUCAAAAAAUGCCUUCCGUGAGCGUAACUAGUCGUCUUAGUUCUCGUAAAAAUAGUGCAAAUGAACCUGAACAAGGCUCUAAUUUUGAUCGUUCAACUAACAAAAUUCAACCUCCACACAAAAAUAAUCUGUCCUCUAAUAACAGCGUUCAUAGUAGUGGUAGUAGUAUUUCGUCUAACAAUAUCAAAGCAAAUCAGUCAUCUAAUUCUACAAAAUCCUUUCCCAAAUUAUCAACUGUACAGCGUAAUCAAGUAUCACUGCCUUCUAAAAUCAAUUUACCAUCUGGUAUUUCUGGAACCACUACCACCAUUCGAAAGCCGACAAUACCAUCGUUUGGUUUAUCUCGUGGGAAAUCGUCUGGCAGACCAUGAAUUCAAUCUCAGAAAAUAUGUUUUUAAUUUUUGAAAAGAGUAUCAUAUACUGCUUUCCAGGUAACCCGUGUGGCUUCAUGUACACCGAAUCCCGGUAACCCUAUCUACCAGCUAUAUAUAUAUAUAUAUAUAUAU